CUCAGGUUGCAUUGCUCCUUAUUUCUCUCUAUCUCGAUUGGUGAACGCCAACAUCGUAAAUGUCGAUGGGGAGUCAUGUAGAAUUGUAACAAAAUCUGAUCGUACUCCGGUGUUCUUGUUCGAUAGUUGCGAUGCGUCGUUCGUGCGCAACAUAAAAAAGGGACGUCGCACGGGAACGAUGACGCGCGGCAUUUCGCGUGGCACCGUCUGCUGGGGAACGCCAAGUAGAUGAUAUAACGCGGGGACGAGGACUGCCGCCGAUCAUGUUCACAUUAGGAAAUUAAGGGACGCGGGUUAAAUGCCCUUGUUACGCAAGGUGCUACUGUGGCUGACAAUCCUCGCGUUGCUUUUGGUGGCCCUUUACCUCUAUCAGACGUCCAAUGGUGAGUGCUGGGUCGUGCCCGUCCACCGAACGCGGAAUGCUAGCCUGGCAAACCUUACGACCACCUUAGCAGCUGCUGGCUACUCCACUGAAGUUAAUGAUCUGCCCUCGACGAACGUUUCAUUGAACUAUUACAAUAUCUGGUGCAUCUUUACGAAAGUCGCGUCAAAUUCUCCCAUGAGACGCAAGUUCCAAAUAUUCACCGAUUCCUUGCUUAGAUUGGCCUCUGUAGAUGUCAUCUUCCAUGUGAUAAGUGACGACGAUAGUCGAGGCAUAGCACACACAGUCGUUCAAAAUGUUAUGAACAAUACUGGAAAGUUUAUGCAGGUUUUUUACUAUGACGUACACAAACUGGCUGCACAGCUGGAGGAUAUCGUAUCAGUCAUGUCUCCACACUUCAGUAGCAAACCAGGAACGUAUUAUUCUGAUGCAUUAUUCUUCCUCUCACUGGGACUGCACAGAAUCGCCCCCAGCGAUCAGAGGCUCGCCGCAAUGUUUGACGCGGAUACAAAAUUCCGCAGAGACGUAAAGGAUCUGUUCAAAGAGUUCGAUAAUUUUGGGAGGGAAGCUCUGUUCGGCUUGGCUCCGGAGCUUACGCCGGUCUACCGACACGUUUUGUACUUAUAUCGCAAUAAACACCCUGCGACGAUGUUUGGCGAGCCUCGGCACAAAGGUGGAUACCCUGGCUACAACAGCGGAAUGGUGCUCUUUAAUUUAGAGAGAUUACGCGAGUCGCGUGUGUACAAUGAGAUCGUCAGCAAAGGCAGUGUGGAUGCAAUGACGGAAAAGUAUCACUUCAAGGGUCACUUGGGCGACCAAGACUUUUAUACGCUUCUUGGGAUGGAAAGACCGGAGCUUAUCCAUACAGUUGAUUGUGGCUGGAAUAGGCAACUUUGUACCUGGUGGCGUGACCGUGGUUACGCGGAUAUAUUUGCUAAUUAUUCGGAAUGCCGCUCGGAGACCAAACUGUGGCAUGGAAAUUGCAAUACUCCUAUACCCAACGAUUAGUAGGCCAUAAUCUUUAUGGUGUAGAUAUCGAGUAGAAGAUGCUUCCAAUUUGAAAGAAAUGGUGCUAAAGUAUAAAAUAAAAGUUUGUCUUUUGAUAGCAUUAAGAAAAUUUAAGAUAAUUAUAAUCUCUUUUUGACGAAUUUAAAAAAGUUCAAGUUGUGCAAGAAAAUAUCAAAGUUCACGUCUAAUUAUUUUUAAAAUACAAGAAUUUCAAACUAAUAAGCUACGAUUAAGUAUCUGUGAAUGUAUAGUUGAUUGUAUGAAUGAUUGCUCUAUUCAUGCAUUGACUGAUAAAAAUUAUGAAAAAAUUUAUUCUUAAUAAGAAAGCUUAUUCAAUAACGGUUUUGUAGGACUUUCAAACUGUGUUCCAACGUCUUGCUCUUUGAAGCUGUGAUUUAUCGUUGCAAUAUUUUUUUUCUAUUCCCUCUUCAGUGGCAAUAUAGUUUUUAUGUUAAUGCUGUAUUCUUUUCUUUCUAAUUGAUAUUAAAAAGUGUAGCAAUUAUUUCGCGUACUUGAUUGUACAUUUUAAAUUAUGUUUGCAAUAUUAUAUCGAUAUCGCCAUUAUUAAAAAUCAGUAUAUAAAAUCAGUAUUAUAAAAGUCCGCUAUCUAUAUGUUAGGAACGUACAUGUACAUGUUUGUCCAAGAAAGAUGCAUUCCAUCUGUGAAGCAUAAACUUAGAAUAGAUUUGAGAUAUGUAAUUUCUCACAAGUUACGUGCUAUUAUACGCAAUUAUGUGUGACAAUUACUUUUUAGAUCUGCUAAUUUUUAAGUCUAAUCUCAAGAAGAUAGGUGCUAUAAAAAGGUAAAAUUACUGGAAAUAUGCCAUCUUUAGAAGUGUGCAAUUUUUCUACAAUGGUGCUAUUUUAUAAGUAUAGUGGAUAUACAUAUACAUGAGAUACAUAUUGAAAUUUAUAUUUUUCUAUCGAAAGAUAUCGGGAGAAAAUUUAUUCCAAGGAACACACGAAAGCGAGAUAAUGGAUAAUGAGUGAGAUUUAAUGAAUAACACAGAUGCAAUGUUAUAAUUUUAAUACAGCUAUAUAUAUAAAUUAUAACAUAUAAAUAGAUGCUCCGUUAUAGCGUGCACAUGUAUGUAAGGGAAAGAUAUUAAAUACAAUAUUGACAUUACGC
Molecule: messenger RNA, 2519 nt
Organism: Ooceraea biroi (clonal raider ant)
Lineage: Eukaryota; Metazoa; Arthropoda; Insecta; Hymenoptera; Formicidae
Gene: Xxylt
Product: Xyloside xylosyltransferase
Biological process (GO): protein O-linked glycosylation via N-acetylgalactosamine
Cellular component (GO): endoplasmic reticulum membrane
Molecular function (GO): xylosyl alpha-1,3-xylosyltransferase activity
Source: RefSeq, a predicted model, not a curated record